This is a messenger RNA of Ostreobium quekettii, 1497 nucleotides long. NCBI's taxonomy places the organism in Eukaryota, Viridiplantae, Chlorophyta, Ulvophyceae, Bryopsidales, Ostreobiaceae. The record is from the annotation of a GenBank genome assembly.
AUGAUACCGUAUCUCCGCAACUUGAACCACGCCCUUCUGGCCGCCAUCCUCCUCGCCUGCCUCCCCUCUUCCCUGGCCCAGUACUUAAGGCAGUCCGAUCUUCCCCAAGAUCCCGCCGAAAAGGCCACCGUGCUCGGCCACUGGCUAGUGGCCCCCCACGCCGACUUCCAGGGCCUCAGGACCGUCAACCCCUUCCUGACCGACGAGGACCUAAAGUACACCAAGAGCGGCUCAGAGUGCGACGACCGCAGCAAGGGAGAUGUGUGUGCGGAUGUCCCAUCUUGGUUUUCGGGUUUGGGCAUCUUUAAUCUCACCGCGGAAGACGGAAUACGUUUCUUGGGAGUGAUGGACGGCGGCCCUGCGAAUGCGUGCAAAGAGCCCAGGGGCACGCCCGACCACAUUUCGCACAAGGACUACGUCGUGCCGGCCUUCGCGCCGGUUGUGUCGAAGUUCAGGGUCGACCAGACGCACGGGGUGCUACUGGAGCACCACUGCUUUCUGAAGGGGAGUGACGGCGAGCCUCUCAACGGGCUGCCCAACACGGAUAACGACGACAGCCCCUUCACGGGGGGAGACUGCGAGGUGCAACUGAACAGGUCGGUGAAUGGCCUCGACACUGAAGAAGUGCAGAAGAUCCCCGGCACGAACCUGUGCCUGGCCGGGGAUGAGUACAGUCCGUCCAUGGUCAUAUUCAACUGUGAAUUCGGCACCAAGGAAUGCGGGACGGUCCUGACACGCUACAUACCCGAGGGGCUGGAGCUUCCAGGGGCGUCGUACAACGUUCGGUCCAUCCUUCCCGGGGCUUUCCUUCAUCGCCGCAAGGGUAGAGGAUUCGAGAGCGCCGCCGUGUCGCCAGACGGGAAAACCGCGAUUCUCCUCCUUCAGAGCCCGCUAGGCGACGACGACAAGUGGUCGCCUUUCGCGACUUCUCACGUCAUCCACGCGGUCAAGAUGGACAUCACAGAUCCCGGCAACGCCAUAGUCGCAGCCCAUUACCUCUAUGUAGUGGAGAACUUUCUAAACUGGUUCGACAAGAGGAAACCUCAGGACACGAAGAUCAGCUCUGCCACGUGGGCGUCCCAAUUCGCUGGCACGGACCACGACGUUCUGGUCGUGAUCGAAAGGAGGCCAAAUCAGAUUAAAUUCUUCCUCGCUGAUUUCACCGUUGCCUCCGACAUCAAGGAAAACAGUCUCACUGGGGACCUCGCCUUCGACAAGCUUGGUCUGCAUGACAAAUCCUUGAAGAAGUUGCGAGAACUUGGCGUGGAACCCGCUCGCAAAGCGCUUUUUCUCGACACCGGCGACGUUGAGAAGGACCCCUUCAUCGAGAACUGGGACAGCAGCGACAAGAUGGAGGGGGUGGCGGUGUUGAACAGCUGCGUGGUGGCCAUGGCGGACGACAACGACUUUGGUCUGGGGAGGGAGGGGCAACCUGGCAUAACUGUCGUUCAGCUGAGCGAGUGUAUGGAUGCCGUUUUCAACAGGAUGAACACUUAA